Molecule: messenger RNA, 954 nt
Organism: Giardia duodenalis
Lineage: Eukaryota; Fornicata; Diplomonadida; Hexamitidae
Exons: 1
Coding region: 1-954 (317 amino acids)
Source: RefSeq, a predicted model, not a curated record
AUGCCCAACCUUCACAUGAGCAUUGCUGACCUGAUAGCCUAUGAUACGAAGGAAGAUGAAGCCUACGCAGACUAUAGGCGUCGCACGGCGCGCGAAGCACGGGAGCGUGAUCAGCAAAGUAUCGACGAGUUGCGUAACGUAGUCCCCGAUGAGAGCGAAAAGGGCUCUUUACUCGACAUAGAGAACUACUUUGCUACCGAAGCGGACCUUUCCAAUGUAGUACCCGGAACCCACGAUAACAACCCUUCCGAUGGCAAUCUUCUGGACUUUGACGACGAUUGCGUAGAUGAUUACUUGGUCAUGUUCGAUGAGCAGCACUCCAAUGACUACUCGGUGGCUGUUAAGUAUCCAACAAAGCUCGGGAUCAAUUACCGCACCAGGUCCCGGCGUGAUAAAGAAGCAGAAGCCAUCAAGGCACGGCUUCGCACCAACAGGUUAGCAAAGAAUUAUGAAGAAGCAGAUGAUUCGACGUUUCUAGUUACCCAUGGUCGCCAGUGGAAGGUUUCGGAAAUAGAGAGGCUCAUAGAUCUUGUCCGCAGAUUUGGGAUCAGCUUUGAUCCUAUUGCCAUACACUUUCCAACGCGCCCUAAGCGAUGCAUUACGGCGUACUUCAAGCGGCUCUACAAGAGCAGGCACAGCGGACUUCUCAGAGCGCUGGACGAGUUUAACUCCCGAAUGAGCUCUCUAAAGGAGCAAGGCCCGGACUCUAGCGCUGGGAAUGACUGCUUCCAGGAAGAGAUCCAGCACAUAAAUAGAUUAUUGGCCUAUGAGCGGGAGUGUCGAACGAUAACUAUAAACUCCGAAGAUAGCUUUCCCGAUGCGGUGCCUGGCCUAUCUCAAGACUGUGACCUCCGUGCUACCCGCACAACUGAGCAGUCGACAACGAACUCUACCGUGGCGGAUAGCCAACCGGCCAGUCACUUUGAUAUACUCGCGGAAUUCCUUGAUCUGUAA